Podarcis raffonei (Aeolian wall lizard) is the source of this 562-nucleotide messenger RNA. Its product is annotated as protein S100-A15A-like. The transcript has 3 exons. The coding region runs from base 43 to 495 and encodes 150 amino acids. NCBI's taxonomy places the organism in Eukaryota, Metazoa, Chordata, Lepidosauria, Squamata, Lacertidae. Gene Ontology annotation, cellular component: extracellular exosome; cytoplasm. The record is from RefSeq and is a predicted model, not a curated record. Gene Ontology annotation, biological process: endothelial cell migration. Gene Ontology annotation, molecular function: calcium ion binding; transition metal ion binding.
CUAAGUUCACGAUUGGGAAAUAAUUGCCGAAGCUGCCUGAAGAUGAGUCAGUCUCCUCAAAGGAUCUACCUGUUUCAGAGUUCCAGUCAGCAGAGAUUGCAGAGAAUGGCAACCCAUCCUCCGAGUACCCACCAACACCCUCCGGUUACCCAUCCCAAGGCUCCAGCCACAUCGGAUAGUUUGCCUCACUGCACUCUGGAGUUGGCGCUCGAGAUCAUUGUGAACAUCUACCAUCAAUUCGCUCCUCGAGAAGGCAAAGAUGACUUCUUGAGCCUCAAGGACAUGACGGAGCUUCUCAAGAGCCAAGCUCCCACUUUCCUGGCUGCCUGCAACAGAAACCGCCCAGGCUACAUGAAAGAGCUUUUCAAAAAAGCAGAUGUUGACAAGACCGGACAACUGACUUUUGAGGAGUUCACCAAAGUGUUUGCUCUCCUGGUAGACGAUACCCAUCGCCUGAGUCACGGCGAGGACCGAUGUGGCCCAGACCACGAUUGAGCUCCCCCCAUAAAUUGGUACUGCCUGUUGUAAAAGCUGCCAAAUAAAGGAUUUGCACGAGACAUGU